Boleophthalmus pectinirostris (great blue-spotted mudskipper) is the source of this 11581-nucleotide messenger RNA. RefSeq names its product centromere-associated protein E-like. Lineage: Eukaryota; Metazoa; Chordata; Actinopteri; Gobiiformes; Gobiidae. The record is from RefSeq and is a predicted model, not a curated record.
ACCAAGGAAAAAGACAAACUUACGGACAUGCUUGUUCUUCUGACGGAAAGGAAGAACCAGGUUGACUCUUUGUUGAAAGAUGUCAUCUCUGAGAAAAAGAGAUUAAAGGAGUUAGCUGAUCAUGUCCAACUUAAAUACCAAGAGGUUCAGUAUGUAAUAGACACAAUUACCUCAAAACAAGAAUCAUCGCUACUAGAAGAGCUGGAACAAUGUAGGCAAGAAUUAAAUGCUGAAAGAGAACAACUGGAAGAACUAAAAAGGGCAUUGAACAAGGAAGCACAAGAGGCUCGGAAUGUCUUUGAUAUGAGAAGACAGGAAAUGGAAGAUGAAUACGAAAUCAAGCUACAGGAACUAGAGGCGAGACAAAAAGAUCUGGAAGUACAAUUUAAAGAGAUCCAAUGUUCAAAUGAACAGCUUAAGAUGGAGAAAAAACAAUUGGAAAAACAGAGAGAGGGUGAGGACAGAAAAAUACAAGAGACAAUGGUUACUAUGGGGAUCGGUGGAGAGGAAAGAUUGCUUCAAAUAAGACAGUGGACACCUGCUGAAACACAACAACUUGAAAUGUUAAUCGAGAAAAUCAGUAGAGAGAGAGAAGAGACUGAAGCUAGGAGUAUUAUUAGUGAAGAAAACCAGCUGCUUUCCGAAAUGGUGGCUGAGGUUGAUGCGAAGAAAGAAGAAAAGGAAAGUCAACAAGACAAAUUAAAACAGCAACAAAAAUGUGAGGAAAAACAAAGGAAAGACAUGCAAGAAACUACAGAUGAGGGGGAAAGAGAGGAAGAAAAUUUGCAGAUUGUAGAGAGCUGGAGACUGUCACAAACUGAAAAAGAACACCUGGGUGAAUUAAAAGUGGAAGCAACCAGAAAGGAAACCAUGAAAGAAAAAGAUGCAGUGGUCUUUACUGAUGAAGAAAAGCAAAAGCUUCAGAAAGAAAGGACAGAUCUGGAAAUAAUGAGACAAGAAGUGGAGAGACAAGACAACAUGACACGAGAAGAAGAUAUCAAACUUAAACAUAGACAAGAUGAACUGGACAGACAAUUCAAAGAACUACAAAUCUCCACUGAACGAUUACUAGCUGAAAGACAACAAGUGGAAGAACUGAAGGAGAAUUUAGACAGAAAAAUACAUGAGACUGAAGCAACUAUGGACAAGAUCAAUGAAGAAAAACUAAAUCUUGAAGAGAAAAGUAGAACAUUGCAAACUCAAGAAGAACACUUAGAAAUGUUAAAGGAGGAAGUAAACAGGAAAGAACAAGAUGUAGCAGCCACAAUGACCUUUCUCAAUGAAGAAAAACAAAAGCUUGAAAAAGAGAGGACAGAAAUGGCCAUAAAAAAACAAGAAGUGGAAUUACAAGACCAUUUAACUCAAGAGGACGCUGCCAAACUAAAACUGAGGCAAGAAGACAUGGAGAAACAAAUCAAAGAUCUUCAAAUAUCCACUGAAUGGCUACAAGCCGAAAAACAGCAAAUGGAGGAACUAAGGGAGAAUUUGAACAGAAAAAGACAAGACUCUGAGGAAACUAUGGACAAGAUCAGCAAAGAGAGGGCUGAGUUGGAGGUAAAGAGGCAGGAAGUAGAACAAGAUGCUCUUGAACUACAGUUCAGACAAAAUGAACUAAAGGCACAAAUGAAAGAACUGCAAACCUCCACUCAAGCUGAAAGACAACAACUGGAAAUGUUAUGGAAAGACCUGAAAACAAAAUUACAAGAGGCAGAGGUUGCAAUAAAUGAAGAAAAACAACAACUUAUGGAAAUAAAUAAAACAUUACAAACAGAACAGGAUGCUGAAGUAUUAAUGACUUCUCUUGAUGAAGAAAAACAGAGGCUUCACCAAGAAAGGAAAGCAUUGGAGAUAAAGAAACAGGAAGUGGAACAACAAGAGAAUGUGACACAACAAGAAGCUGCCAAACUAAAACUGAGGCAAGAAGAGCUGGAGACACAAAUCAAAGAUCUUCAAAUCUCCACUGAAAAACUACAAGCUGAAAGAAAAGUAGUGGAAGACCUAAGGGACAAUUUAGACAGAAAAAGACAUGAGACUGAGGCAACUAUGGACACGAUCAGAGAAGUGAAGGCCCAGUUGGAGAUAAAGAAACAAGAAGUGGAACAAAAUGCACUUGAACUAGAAUUCAGACAAAAUGACCUUAUGGCACAAAUGAAAGAACCGCAAACUUCCACCAAACUGCUACAAGCUGAGAGACGACAAGUGGAAAUGCUGCAGAAAGAACUUGAAACAAAAACGCAAGAGACAGAGGCUGCAAUGAAGCUCAUAAAUGAAGAGAAACAACAACUACCAGAAAUCAUGGAAACAUUACAAACAGGGCAAGAUGCUGAAGUGUUAAUGACCUUUUUGAAUGAGGAAAAACAGAGGCUUCACCAAGAAAGGGCAGAGUUGGAGAUAAAGAAACAGGAAGUGGAACAACAGGACAAUCUGACACAACAAGAAGCUGCCAAACUAAAAUUGAGACAAGAAGAGCUGGAGACACAAAUCAAAGAUCUUCAGAUCUCCACUGAAAAACUACAAGCUGAAAGACAAGAAGUGGAUGAACUAAGGACGAAUCUAGAUAAGAGACAUGAAACAGAGGCCACUAUCGACAAGACCAGUGAAGAAAAGAAACUUGACGAGAAAAGAAGCCAAUUGCAAACUGAGGAAGUACACAGGAAAGAACAAGAUGUUGAGAGAACUGAACUGGAAAUGAAGAGACAAGAGGUGCAACAACAAGACCAUUGGACACAAACAGAAGAUGCUAAAAUAAAACUGAAGCAAGAAAAGGUGGAGCCACAAAUCAGCAAAGAGAAGGCCGAGCUGGAGGUAAAGAGAGAGGAGGUGGAACAAGAUGCUCUUGAACAAGAGAUGAGACAAAAUGACCUUGAGGCACAAGUGAAAGAUCUUCAAAACUCCACUGAACAGCUAAAAGCUGAAAGACAACAAGUGGAAAUGUUGCAGAAAGACCUGGAAACAAAAACACAAGAGACAGAGGCAGCAAUGAAGCUCAUAAAUGAAGAGAAACAACAACUUCAAGAAAUCAUGAGAACAUUACAAACAGGAAAAGAUGCUGAAGGGUUAAUGACCUUUCUGAAUGAGGAAAAACAGAGGCUUCAUCAAGAAAGGAAAGAAUUGGAGAUAAAGAAACAGGAAAUGGAACAACAAGAGCAUUUGACACAACAUGAAGCUGCCAAACUAAAACUGAGACAAGAAGAGCUGGAGACACAAAUCAAAGAUCUUCAGAUCUCCACUGAAAAACUACAAGCUGAAAGAAAAGUAGUGGAAGACCUAAGGGACAAUUUAGACAGAAAAAGACAUGAGACUGAGGCAACUAUGGACACGAUCAGAGAAGAGAAGGCCCAGUUGGAGAUAAAGAAACAAGAAGUGGAACAAGAUGCACUUGAACUAGAAUUCAGACAAAAUGACCUUAUGGCACAAAUGAAAGAACCGCAAACUUCCACCGAAACUGCUACAAGCUGAAGACGACAAGUGGAAAUGCUGCAGAAAGAACUUGAAACAAAAACGCAAGAGACAGAGGCUGCAAUGAAGCUCAUAAAUGAAGAGAAACAACAACUACCAGAAAUCAUGGAAACAUUACAAACAGGGCAAGAUGCUGAAGUGUUAAUGACCUUUUUGAAUGAGGAAAAACAGAGGCUUCACCAAGAAAGGGCAGAGUUGGAGAUAAAGAAACAGGAAGUGGAACAACAGGACAAUCUGACACAACAAGAAGCUGCCAAACUAAAAUUGAGACAAGAAGAGCUGGAGACACAAAUCAAAGAUCUUCAGAUCUCCACUGAAAGACUACAAGCUGAAAGACAAGAAGUGGAUGAACUAAGGAAGAGUCUAGAUAGGAGACAUGAAACUGAGGCCACUAUCGACAAGACCACUGAAGAAAAGAAGAAACUUGAUGAGAAAAGAAGCCAAUUAGAGACUGGGGAAGUACACAGGAAAGAACAAGAUGUUGAGAGAACUGAACUGGAAAUGAAGAGACAAGAGGUGCAACAACAAGACCAUUGGACACAAACAGAAGAUGCUAAAAUAAAACUGAAGCAAGAAAAGGUGGAGCCACAAAUCAGCAGAGAGAAGGCCGAGCUGGAGGUAAAGAGAGAGGAGGUGGAACAAGAUGCUCUUGAACAAGAGAUGAGACAAAAUGACCUUGAGGCACAAAUGAAAGAACUGCAAACCUCCACUGAACAGCUACAAGCUGAGAGACGACAAGUGGAAAUGUUGCAGAACGAACUGCAAACAAAAACACUAAGAGACAGAGGCAGCACUGAAGCUCAUAAAUGAGAGAAACAACAACUUCAGGAAAUCAUGAGAACAUUACAAACAGGGCAAGAUGCUGAAGGGUUAAUGACAUUUCUGAAUGAGGAAAAACAGAGGCUUGACCAAGAAAGGACAGAGUUUGAGAUAAAGAAACAGGAAGUGGAACAACAAAAGAAUUUGACACAACAAGAAGCUGCCAAACUAAAACUGAAACAAGAAGAGCUGGAGUUACAAAUCAAGGAUCUUCAUAUCUCCACUGAAAGAAUACAAGCUGAAAGGCAAGAAGUGGAAGACCUAAGGGACAAUUUAGACAGAAAAAGACAUGAGACUGAGGCAACUAUGGACACGAUCAGAGAAGAGAAGGCCCAGUUGGAGAUAAAGAAACAAGAAGUAGAACAAGAUGCACUUGAACUAGAAUUCAGACAAAAUGACCUUAUGGCACAAAUGAAAGAACUGCAAACUUCCACCGAACUGCUACAAGCUGAGAGACGACAAGUGGAAAUGCUGCAGAAAGAACUUGAAACAAAAACGCAAGAGACAGAGGCUGCAAUGAAGCUCAUAAAUGAAGAGAAACAACAACUACGAGAAAUCAUGGGAACAUUACAAACAGGGCAAGAUGCUGAAGUGUUAAUGACCUUUUUGAAUGAGGAAAAACAGAGGCUUCACCAAGAAAGGGCAGAGUUGGAGAUAAAGAAACAGGAAGUGGAACAACAGGACAAUGUGACACAACAAGAAGCUGCCAAACUAAAAUUGAGACAAGAAGAGCUGGAGACACAAAUCAAAGAUCUUCAGAUCUCCACUGAAAAACUACAAGCUGAAAGACAAGAAGUGGAUGGAGUAAGGGAGACUACAGACGAAAGAAGAUAUGACGACAAGAAGGUUGAUGAGAAAAGAAGACAAUUGCAAACUGAGGAUGUAGACAGGAAAGAACAAGAUGAACAAGAUGUUGCUGCAAUAAUGGUCAUUCUCAAUGAAGAAAAACAAAAGCUCCAAAAUGACAUGACAGAUCUGGAAAUGAAGAGACAAGAGGUGGAACAACAAGACCAUUUGGCACAACAAGAAGCUGCCAAAGUGAAACUGAAACAAGAAGAGGUAGAGACACAAUUGAAAGAUCUUCAAAUCUCCACUGAACAGCUAAAAGCUGAGAGACAACAAGUGGAAAUGUUGCAGAAAGACCUGGAAACUAAAACACAAGAGACAGAGGCUGCAAUGAAGCUCAUAACUGAAGAGAAACAACAACUUCAAGAAAUCAUGAGAACAUUACAAACAGGACAAGAUGCUGAAGGGUUAAUGACCUUUCUGAAUGAGGAAAAACAGAGGCUUCAUCAAGAAAGGACAGAGUUGGAGAUAAAGAAACAGGAAGUGGAACAACAGGACAAUCUGACACAACAAGAAGCUGCCAAACUAAAACUGAAACAAGAAGAGAUGGAGAGACAAAUCAAAGAUCUUCAGAUCUCCACUGAAAAACUAAGAGCUGAAAGACAAGAAGUGGAAGAGCUAAGGGAGAAUUUAGAUAUCAAAAUAUGUGAAACUGAGGCAACUAUGGACACGAUGCAUGAAGAAAGUAAGCUUGAAGAGAAAAGACAAUUGCAAACUGAGGAAGAACACUUACAAUUUUUAAAGAAGGAAAUAAACAGGAGAGAACAAGAUGUAGCAGCCACUGUAGCCUUGAUCAAUGAAGAAAAACAAAAGCUCCAAAAUGAGAUGACAGAUCUGGAAAUGAAGAGACAGGAGGUGGAACAACAAGACCAUUUAUUACAGCAAGAAGCUGCCAAACUAAAACUGAAACAAGAAGAACUGGAAAGACAAUUCAAAGAUCUACAAAUCUCCACUGAAAGACGACAAGCAGAAAGACAACAAGAAGAAGAACUAAAGCAGAAUUUAGCUAGUAAAAGACAAGAAGCUCAGGCAAUUAUGGACAAGAUCAGCAAGGAGAGGGCUGAGUUGGAGGUAAAGAAAGAGGAAGUGGACCAAGAACUAGCGCUGAGACAAAAUGAACUAAAGGCACAAAUGAAAGAACUGCAAACCUCCACCGAACUGCUACAAGCUGAGAGACAACAAAUGGAAGACUUAAAGAAGGAUUUAGACAGAGAAAGAAAUGCAAAUGAGGUUGCUACAAACAUGAUCAAUAUCGAGAAACAAAAACUUCAAGAGGAAUGGAAAAUGUUGGAAACAGAAAAAGAACAUCUGAAAAUAUUAACGAAGGAAGUAAACGAAAAAGAACAACAUGCUGCAGGAACAAUGGCCGUUAUCGGUGAAGAAAAACUAAAGCUUUACCAAGAGAGGGCAGAUCUGGAAAUAAUGAGACAGGCUGUGGAAAAACAAGAUAAUUUAAUACAACAUGAAGCCCUCAAAAUAAAACUGAGAGAAGAGGAGGUGCAGACACAACUAAAAGCUUUGCAAAUCUCCACUGAAAGAUUACAAGCUGAAAGACAACAAGUGGAAGAACUAAGGGAAAAUUUACAUAGAAGAAGACAGGAGACUGAAGCAACUAUGGACAAGAUCAACAAAGAAAAACAAAAGCUUGAAGAGAAAAGCAGAGCAUGUCAAGCUGAAGCAGAACACUUACAAAUAUUAAUGGAGGAAGUAAACAAGAAAGAACAAGAUGUAGCAGCCACAAUGGCCUUUAUCAAUGAAGAAAAACAGAAGCUUUACAAAGAGAGGACAGAUCUGGAAAGAAAGAAACAGGAAGUGGAACUCCAAGACCAUUGGGCACAGCAAGAAGCUGCCAAACUAAAACUGAGACAAGAAGAACUGGACACACAGUUCACAGAUCUACAGACCUCCACAGAACGACUACAGGAGGAAAGACAACAAGUUGAAGAACUAAAGGAGAAUUUAGACAGAAAAGUACAAGAGGUUGAGGCCGCUAUGGACAAGAUCAGUGAAGAAACACAAAGGCUUGAAAAGGAGAAGAUGGAUCUGGAAAUAAAGAGACAGGAAAUUGAAUUACAAGACAGUCUGACACAACAAGAAGCUGACAAACUAAAACUAAGACAAGAAAAAGUAGAAACACAAAUCAAAGAUCUGCAAAUCUCCACUGAACGACUACAAGCUGAAAGACAACAACUUGAAGAACUCAGGGAGACUUUAGACAAAAAACAAUGCGAGACUGAGGCCACUCUGAAUAAUAUUAGUGAAGAAAACCAAAAGAUUGAAGAGAAAAGUAGAUCAUUGCAAAUUCAAGAAGAACAUUUACAAGUGUUAAACAAGGAAGUAAACAGGAAGGAACAAGAUAUUGCAGUCACAGUUACCUUAAUCAAUGAAGAAAGACAAAAGAUUGAAAAAGAGAGGAUGGAUCUGGAAAUAAAGAGGGAGGAAAUGGGAAAACAAGACAACAUCAUGCAACAGCAAGAUAUCAAACUUCAACAAAGACAACAAGAACUGGACACACUAUUCAAAGAUCUACAAAUCUCCACUGAACAGCUGCAAGCUGAAAGACAACAAGUGGAAGAACUAAGGGAGAAUUUUGAAAUGAAGGCACAAGAUGCUGCAGCCACAAUUACGCAUCUCAAUGAAGAAAUACAAAGGCUUCAAAAUGAGAGGAUGGGUCUGGAAAUGAAAAGACAAGAAGUGGAACCAGAAGACGAUAUGAUGAGACUCAAACAAGAACAGAAAUCACAAGUGAAAGAUCAGGGAACCUCUACGGAAUAUCUCAUGACAGAGAGAGGAGAAGUGGAAGAGCUGGGGAAGGAAUUAGACAGAAAACAACAAGAGACUCAAACUGCAAUGAGACUAUUCCAGGAUGAGAAACUGCAGUUUCAGGAAGACAGGCAAAAAUUACAAACUGAAAGAGAACAGCUGGAUCUACAAAUGAAGGAAUUUAAAGUUAAAAGAGAUGAUGCUUCCACCUUGAGUCUCAUUGAUAAAGCUAAAAUUGAGGAGGAAAUGGCAGUGACAAAACAUGACAUUGAACUUCAACAUGAUGAAAUGAAACAAAGAGAAGAGCUACAAAAGAGAGACCAAACUGAAGUGCUUCAUAAAAUUGUGGACCUAGACUUGUCAUGGGAGGAGAUCAGAGAACAGAGGCACCAGCUCAGUCAGGAUAGGUUGAAACUGCUGAAACAAGAGGAGCAGAUGAACACAGAACUGAGGAGAAGACAAGACCAGCUUUGCAAUAUGGCAGAGCAUCUGAGCCAUCUGAGAGGACUCCUCCAACACAACAGGAGCACAUUACAACUACACAUGCAAGCCAUGGACAGACUGUGGCAGAAGCUUGCAGCUCUGGACCAGGAUAGAGACAAGAUGGCCCAGUCCAUUCAACUGUUGGAGAGCCAAAAGGACAAUCUCAGAGAGACACUCACUCUCUUCACCGGACAAAAGCAAAAACCUCUACUAGAGAGAAAGGAGGCAGAGACACCGAGCACAGAAGUAAAGAAGGAGAGACAGGAGCUGGAUCAAGAGAGGGACAAGAUGGACAAAGAGAAAGAUGAGAUGCAGAAGACAAGAAAUUAUCUGUACAAAUUCAUGGACAAUUUAAGGAAACUGUUAGAAGACCUUGAAGUAAACAAAACCGCACUCCAAAGAACAAAGAAUGAACUUAUGAAGAAAACUGAACAAACAGAUUUACUUACAAUGGAAUUAAAAAGAGUGAAUAUUUAUGUGAAAGAAUUUGCCCUUGAGCUUCAAAGAAACAAAGACAGAAUUGAUAAGAUGAACCAAGAACUGCGUGUGGAUCCAAUUACAGCAGAGGAAACCACAUUGGUCAAAAAAGAGGAUGAUACUACCUCAAUUUCAGAGCAGCUCACUCAAGACAAGAUAACUCUGGAACAAGAAAGAGAGAUGUUCAUAGCUGAGUCCAAACAAAAAGAAGAAAACCUGAAAAUGCAAGAGGAUGAACUUGCAAGCAAAAUGGCACUUAUAGAACAACUAAGUAUUCGUCUUAAGCAAUUGGCACAACAGAGAAGUGAAGGUAUCUUUCAAAAAAUACAGCAACUGGAAGACAACAGUGACAUGCUUUUGAAAUUGUGCAUCAAAGUAAAGCAAAACUGUGAUCAGCUACAUGAAGAGAAGAGCAGAGUAAAGUUUUAUUCAAAGUUGCUUCAAGAGGAAAUGGAAAAUUUUCCCACAAUUUCUUCCAGCAUCUCCAGAAGGCACGAAACAGAAGCUGACACAACAGUGAAGCUGGAAAAACAGACUAUCGAUGAUGGAACUCAGACAGAAGAGUAUGAGCCAGUCAGACUAGAUUAUAGAAACUAUGAUGAGAAAUUACAAAAACAAAUUUCAGAUUUGAAAACAGUUAAGAAUGUCUUGGAAAACACUUUGGAAGAGUUACAGCGUGGUAAAACUGAUCUUAGUUGUAUUACUGGUGCGGUGAAGAUGGAAAACAACAGCAUUAAACAGACCGCUGCUUCUGUUCAGAAAAGCAAAGAGAAGCUAAACACCUUUAUGAACAUGUUGCAAAUUAGAAGAAGCGUAACAGAAGUCCAAGACACAGAAUUUUCAGAACAAGACCAAACUGGAUAUCUGGAUACUGAUAAAGACAAAGAGUCAUACCAACGAAUGGAAGAAAGUGCUAUGACAGAGCAAACAAGACCAUUACAAUCAGAUCUGUCUCAACUUAAAAACAUUCUGCAAUGUUUUAUGAUAAUGAUGAACAAAAGCAUUCUAAAUUUAACAAGCAAAGAGAAACAAAUUGAACUAAACCAAGAACAGAUAGUGACUGCGAGCACUGUGUUAAAACAAAAACUUGCAGAACUGAAUACAAUGAAAGAGGACUUGGCAAGUUAUAGUAAGAUUUUUGAAGUGGAAAAGGCAGCUCUUAUGAAUGCACUGACAACUCAAAGUGAGGAACUGAGUGAUGAGAUGAAGUCUACCGCAACAUUAGAAAAGCAAGAUUUCAAAAAACUCCAAAAUGAAAGGAAAGAACUUGAAUCACUAAGAGAGACUUCCAAGAAAGAGUUUGAAGACUUGGAAAUGCUUAAAUCAGACAUCCAAAAUCAAAACAGAUUAUUACAUAAAACACAACAAGAUUUUCAAGAUGAGAGAGAUGAGAUGGAGAUCAGGAAAGCAAAACUACUUAGCAGAGAAGAAAAACUCCAAGAAGACAUGGAAGAUUUUAAUCACAUGAAGAAAAGGGUUGAUAAUGAGAAGGCAAUGCUGCUUACUGAAAAGCAAGAGCUGGAAGUAAAAUUGUUGCAGUUAAAAUCUCAAGAAAAUCAUCUUAAAUUGGCUGCAAAGUCUAUGGAAGAUCUCUUUGUCAAAUUCAAACAGUGUUGGCAAUUGGGAGACUGUCAAAUGGAAGAAAAAUUACAAAGAAUGCAGCUGGACAGUUUACACUUACUUCAGUUAAGUAGAGACAUUGAGAAACAAUGUGCAGAGGUUAAGAAAAUAAAAAAUGAAAUAGUCUGGCAUUAUGAUACAGUCCAAAGGGAACAAGAGAAAACACAACCAAAGAUUAUGAUGUGUGACAAGGCAAUGCAAACUGAAGAACUGACCUUGAAGCGAGCACACGACUUGGCUACGACAUCUGAAAGUGCAACCAACUUUGAACGAAAGAAAGACGGAAAAACUGAAAAAUACAAGGAAUGGCCAAGCAAACAAUCAAGCUUGUCUUCUUCAAUAGAAAGUUUGAUUGCUUCUGCUGACGAAAAAGUGUCUAAAAAAGAUUAUCUGAGGCAGUUAUGGAAGGAAACAUCCAAGGAACGUAAAGAGCUCAAUCAGAUGAAGCAAAGAGGACAGCAGCUUAAGAGCAACUUGGAGAUAAGAAUAAAAAACAUCAGUAGAGUUGUGAAGAGACCACUUAUACAGCAGGAUAAAGACACGUGGAUAACAGUAGAGCGUAAAACGGUGGAAGCCAGUACAUCACAACAUUCUAUCAGGACAUUGAAAACUAACGACAAAGCUAACCAAACAUCACUGGAAUCCCUGAAUGAGCAGAUUGUUCGAGAAGGUUCAAUCAGCGAAGGAGCAGAGGCGUAUGUCACAGACCCAUCCACUGGACUCCUCUGCCAGCUUCAACAUUACUGCUACAGCUGCUGUUGCUCCUGCUGCAUCUGCUGCCAAGAAGGAUGCCCUGAAAACAAUAACAACAACAAACAAAUAAACUCGCUUGAUGUUAGUGUGAAAAAUCUUUAAUAUAUGAGAUAAAGCUUUGUGUGUGUGUUUGUAUAUGUGCAAUAGUUUGAAAAUAUACGUAUAAGCUAUGAGUAAUAGAAGCUUACUAUUUGUAGGCUUGAAUUCCACCUACCACCAGAUUAUGUUACAAAAAUAUUAUGUUUUCUUAAUGUACCUGCGUGAUUUAUUUUGAGCUGUGGAAAGUGUGAAAUCAAGUUGAAAGAGUGAUUUUAAAGUGUGACUGUUGUGUGAAAUUAUAAUAAAUACUCAAUAAAUGCAA